Molecule: messenger RNA, 2033 nt
Organism: Ruditapes philippinarum (Manila clam)
Lineage: Eukaryota; Metazoa; Mollusca; Bivalvia; Venerida; Veneridae
Product: homeobox protein vex1-like
Exons: 3
Coding region: 429-1580 (383 amino acids)
Biological process (GO): regulation of transcription by RNA polymerase II; cell differentiation
Cellular component (GO): nucleus
Molecular function (GO): DNA-binding transcription factor activity, RNA polymerase II-specific; RNA polymerase II cis-regulatory region sequence-specific DNA binding
Source: RefSeq, a predicted model, not a curated record
ACAUUUUUAUUGUUUGUCCAUUCUUUCUUUAGUGUAAUCUGCCAACGGUUGGUCAAUUGCACAAAACAUUACUCUAAACUGUUAUAGGUACUUAAUAGAGUAACAAAAGAUAAUGUGAAAGUCGAUAGUUAACAUGUUUAGUCCGGUAAAUUAUCCAAGCCAUCAGACAAUUGACACAAAAAGUUUGAGUAAAAAACUGUUUAUGACACCUACUUGUAAUUUUAUAUCUGUUCCCAGGCUUUGGUACAGUCAUUUUAAUUCCAUCUGGCGGUCGAACAGUUUUAUCUAUAUUUUAUACUAGUUCUUAGCAUAUAGAUCUUCAGAGUUCAUAAGAUACAUUAUAUUUAUUAUUAAUCAGUGCCUUGUGGGAUAUUUCUUAUUUGACUAAUAAGCGGCAUUUUAAGUGAGGACUCUAGUCGCUUGCUACAAUGUUGUUUAAGCAAAAAGGCACGAAACGACAAAGUUUCUCUGUUGAGAGCUUGGCAAUAAGCAGUCACGAUGAACAGCAGGAGCGUGAUACAGACUCACCAUAUUUGUGCUAUCUUGAGUCAAGGAAGUCACCUAGCUCUGUUGACUACAAUUCAAAUGACAAUUUACAAAAAUGGAUUAACAGUGCACAUGUGAAUGGAAUGCUCACAAUGGACUUAAGGUUACCAGUGCCAGAAAAUAUGGUUCAUGGUUCUUUUGAGAGGCAGACCACAUUAUUGCCUUCAAUGUCUCAUAUGCCAAACCAUUCUACACCUAUAAUGCCUUCGCCGAAACGACGACGUUUGGAUUCCACGUGCACGCCACCAUCAUCUGACGAAUCGUUUGCAGACGACAGAAUGGUGAUAGAUACAAGCAACGUGAGUUGCCCGGAAGAGGAAAAACAAAGUCCUACGUCUACAGCAUACGCGACCUCAGAUGUAGACAAUGAGAGCACGUGCAGUGACGAACUGUCACGUGGACGGAAAAAGGCCCGCACAGCUUUCAGUGGAGAACAACUAAAGGAAUUGGAGAAACGAUACAAAACUCAAAAGUAUCUAACUGCGAGCGAUCGAACCAACAUCGCAAAGGCAUUGAAGCUUAAAGAACAACAGGUUAAGACAUGGUUUCAAAAUAGACGCAUGAAAGAGAAGCGCCAACAACGGGAAGAGGAACAGUCUCAGGCUUUUUGUUUGCCUACAGGUGGCGUUGAUGUCGCCCAGUUAGCUGCGUUCGGUAUUUGCCCACCACCUUUUCAUUUAACCUCUCCAAAUCCAACCAACCAAACAUACGGCAGGAUGCCGUCACCGAUAGAUAUGAGACUUCCUACAGGGCAACAAUUAUCCUCUCCCAACGGAAAUACGACCAGGCAACCUCAUAUGUUUCCAAAUGCACAUCCUACAGGGUUGGAUAAUGCUGUGUUACAAAAAAUACACCACACAAGUGACAUUCAGAAUAUACUUAGAAAUGACACUGCACGUGAUAAGAUGAACUCAUUUGCAAGCGCGAGUAGACUUCAUGUACCAUUAGCAGUGUACCCAGGAAGACAUAGCUUGCCUAAUAUGGGUCAUUCGCCGAAUACUUCUGGAUAUCAUUUCGUAAACCAUGCAAGGUGAUGUUUUAUAAAUGCUGUUUGAAAUGUAGCUAUACGUUGUGUAAAUUGUAAUCUAGAAAUUACGAUAGCACCUGAACAUUGUUUACUUUAUGAAAUGUACGUAUUUGGGAUGUUUCAAAUUGAAGAUGUUGGUAUAGUGCUAAUGAUUCCACUCAAUAAAUUCAGCGGCAAUGCCAAAAUGAAAACGAGACACACCAUAGAUUCGGCUUAAUAGAACUUGCUUUUCCGUUUAUAUGUACAAUUUAAUUGAGUAUAUCUACAUAAGUUUUAGCAAAUGGACAUUUUUACGCUUUUACAAUUUCUAUUUUUCAGCUAUUUCAUUUUCAGUUCAUAAAGUUGUAUUAUUAAGUCUUGUGUAUAUACAAUAAAUGCUUCGUUUUUGUAUUAAAUAUUUAUAAACAUUUUAUUGUCAUUAUAUGUAUCGAAAAAAAAUCUAAAAACAAAACAAACUAGA